CUUCGAGUAACCUUUCCCGCGGUAAGACGUGUAUCGAUCGGUUGCCGGACCGUCUUCGUGCACCAAUUGGAGUCCUAAGGAGGUUGUGACUGGGCCCUUGCCCACUCUACAUAGUGUCGAGCAGCGCAGCGACCCAAGUGGAUAGAAAGACGAAAAGGAAGCAGAAGAAAACGAUCUUUCAUCUUUGGUCGGUGACCAAUGAGUUGGUUGGUUCGGAGAUGAAGAAAAGGUGAAAAUAGUGUUGGUGGCUUUCUUCACUGGCGAGAUGCCUUUCUAGUUUUUAUUUUAUGUGUCAUGCAGUGUGUCGCCAGGAAUUUGUUUGGAAAUUUGGCCUAAUUUCACUUAGGACAUUUGCAUCCAAAUCGUUAAAACUUUCGAGUUUUCAUAAUAAUAAUGCAUAAUAAUAUAUUGUAUUAGUAAACCUUCGAGUUUUUCAUUAUUCAUGGUGUGACGGGAAAAAUAGCAAAUCAACGUUGAGGUCAGUGUAUGCAAUAAGCAACCGCAAAAGGCGGAGAGCAGAAAGAAGAUUGUGCAACGUAAUCGGGCUUCGUAGUGUCCAAGAUUGAUACUAGUGUUUGUAAGUUGUUUGUAGCUUGAAAAGGUCCAACUGGGUGGAUGAAAAUGUUCACGCUGGGGGUUUGAAGUGACUCCUAGGGGUAAGGAUGAUUAUUUCAUAAUUGAAGAAACCGUGAAAUCAUCCGCAAAUCGAAUGCGUCAUCACUAUUUGAAGUGCUAGGUGUUCUCAAGGAAUCCAACUGAAAUUAACAAAUUCAAACAAGUGUAUUGAUUUUCGUCUACAAACCGACAUGGUGAAGAUGAAGGAGGUCCUCCAGAGGAGGAGGAUGCUGAUUCAACGACUGGUUUUUGCCAGUGCAAUCGCUUUGCUGAUUCUAGUCCAACCGGUUAAAUGUCAAAUCAUCAACCGAACGCCACACUUCAUACCCGGAUCUGGAGACAUGUCUCGCUUCAGUCUACCGGAAAACACUCCGGUUGGCAGUGUUGUCUAUCAGCUGAGAGGCAUUGACCCUGAGGGAAGCAAGCUGCGAUACAGUAUGUCGGGGCCCGUUUUCAGCGUGGAUCGUGAUAGCGGUGUCGUGCGGUUACGGCAAUCGCUUGACAGAGAGCUGCAGGACAGCGUGGAAGUAAUCAUCAGCAUAACAGACGAAGGCGUGCUUGGUACGGAACCGAACACCAUCUCGCUCAGGCGUGAAAUUCCUAUACGCGACUACAACGACAAUGCGCCGACUUUUGUUGGGCGCCCAUACAGCGCAUCAAUGAGCGAGUCCACCAAACCGGGAAGUACUGUCAAGAUUAGUCCGGAAAUAGUCGUCACCGAUCUCGACGAGGGCAUGAACGCUGAUGCAAAACUUUCAUGUUAUCUAGAUCCAACUAAGGAAAACGACGACAUCUGCGAAGUGUUUGAAGUGAAAACCGAAAAGAUUGCUCAAGGAAAAUAUGGAGCAUCUAUAAUCCUGAAAAAGACCUUAGAUUUUGAAACCAGGCCGUCCUACAUCCUGACGAUUCAGGCCAAGGAUGGAGCUGUUACAAAUCCAUUGAAAUCGUAUGCCACAGUUGCCAUUACGAUCAUUGAUGUUCAGGAUCAACCACCUGUAUUUAUAAAUGCUCCCUACUCAGCAUCAAUUCCUGAGAAUACACCUGAAGGAACGGUAGUUCUCACGAUCAACGCCACCGAUGGCGACACUGGCAAUCCACGACCCAUCGUUUUAACUCUCGAGAAUGAACCGAUGGGACACUUCAAACUAAGAUUUAUUGGAAACCCUAGAGCAGGAAUCGCCGAGCUUGUUACGACCGAUCGACAACUAGAUCGAGAAGACCCCAAAAUUACCAAAAAUGGAGGUGCUUAUACUUUUUCUGUACGUGCUACAGAGCUAAUAAAUAACGAAGUUCCCGGAGAUUCUACCAGUUCUCAAGUUACCAUCGUUCUAACGGAUGUCGACGACCACAUUCCCGAAUUCAACAAACCUUCCUUUGAGGUUUCAAUACCAGAAAACUUAGAACACGAUACUCCUCUUCCGGAUUUAGCAAUUAUCGUUACGGAUAUGGAUCUUGGCGCAAACAGUCGUUAUUCACUGUCCCUUAGAAAUAUCCACAAUUCCGAAGGUGUGUUUGCUGUUGUACCUACACAUGGCGAAGGACGAACACCCAUCGUAGUAAAAGUGAUAGAUUCCUCAAAACUUGACUAUGACGUCCCCGACGGUGAUAUGCGCAUAUUUAUAUUCGACAUUGUUGCUUCUGUUAAUGGAGAAGAAAAAUCAAAAACAGAAGUAACCGUUCAUCUGCAAGAUGCCAAUGAUAACUCUCCGAUUUUUCCGAAAACCAAUUACAGACUUCAAGUGAAAGAAAAUUCUCCCAAAGGAUACAAAAUAGCGGAAAUCGCAGCGAUGGAUCACGAUACUGGAAUGUUCGGUAAACUCACCUACUCUGUGAAAGGCUUCGGAGCAGAAAACUUCUAUACUGAUCCACAAAACGGUGGAGUGUUCGUAAAUCUGAAUCUCGACUAUGAGGAACAAAAGAGUUACAGUUUAGCGCUGGUCGCUACCGAUGGAGGGAAACGAGAAACCAACGCUAAUUUACUAAUCGACAUCAUGGACGUCAACGACAACCAUCCUACAUUUGAGUCGUUGGAGUACACCCGUACGAUUCGCGAGGGAGCCGUUGAAUUUGAACCACAGUUCUUUGUACAUGCAACGGAUCUUGACGGUCCACAGCAGGGAGGAGGGAAGAUAACCUACUCCAUCGAAUCAGAAAACAGCAUAUCCGGGCAUGUAUUCACGGUUGAUCCAAACAGCGGAGAAAUCAAGAUAACUCGACCCGUUAACUCAAUGGACACGGAACGGGGCCAGUAUGAGUUGAUUGUGGUUGCAACAGAUCAUGGAGUUCCGCCGUUGAAAAAUGACACCCGAGUGCUGGUCAGAGUGGGAAUAUCUGGAAAUCAACGGCCUAUAUUCAAGGGACUGUACACGAACGGAAAGAACGACAUCCCGGGACCACCGAGCUAUCGAGUGAGCAUUCCGGAGAAUGCUCCCGCUGGUUACAACGUCACAAAUGUCAGCGCCACUGAUCCAGAUGGCAUCGAUGAACUUCUGAUGUACAAAAUUGUCGGCGCGAGCGAUAACUUCGAGAUCAACGAUCACACCGGACUCAUCACGGUAGCUCGCGACGCCCGACUCGAUCGAGAUUCCAAUCCGGAAAGUUACUCGAUUGUCGUAAACGCGAUUGAUGCCGGCUUCCCCAUCCCAGAAACGGCCACCACUACCGUGUACGUAAAAAUUCAAGACGUCAAUGACAAACCUCCCAAAUUCACCCAACAGUCCUACGCUGCGUAUGUUUCCGAACGGAGUAAUUUAGAUACUGAGGUGUUGAAGGUAACAGCAACAGAUACGGAUGUCAAUGCUAGAAUACUGUACUCGAUCGUAGAUCCCAUCACGGCCAAGACGAAGGCUGGUAUCCCACUGCACACAACUUCAACGUACGACUACAAAACUGCAUUCCGAAUCAGUGAAGAUGAGGGCGUUAUCUACGUUAACAGUACCUUGGACUACAACUAUGCUGCUGUUAUAUCACUCACGGUUCGAGCGGUUGACGUGAACGCUGAAUACAACGUUGACAUGCAACAAGAUCGAUCUGAAGUCACUUUAUAUAUUCAGUCCUUCAAGGAUAUAAAUCCAGUAUUCAAAAAUAAAGGGUGGAACACAGUGAGACCAAAAAUUGAAGUCAAAGUUAAAGAAGCAUCUCCGAUAGGGAGUGCAGUUAUGAAACUCGAAGCUGAAGAUCCAGUAGCCGACAUUCCAAUCGUAGACUUUGAAAUGGUUAUGGCGGAUGUCGAUGGGUAUUUCAAGCUGAACGAGAGAACCGGUGAUAUAAUUUUGAACAAGCGAUUGGAUUAUGAGUCGGUUAACAAAACUCAUAUCAACUUCGUGGUUCGCGCAAUGACAAGCAAUCGAAAGAGGCAAUCUCUUGCCUAUGUGAAUGUUACUAUUGAAAAUGUGAAUGAUAAUGCACCGGUGUUUGAAAAGGACGUGUAUAGAGUGACGGUUAUGGAGUCCGAUCGACAUCCUCACCAAGUGAUAACUGUGAAAGCCACGGAUGCAGACGCUGUCCUAUCUGAAAAGGACAAACUGUUGGGUUACAACUCUGUAUGGUACAGCCUAGCUGGUUCCCACGCUAAUCUGUUUACGAUAGAUAAUAAAACCGGUUCAAUCAGUAUAGCCAAGGGACAAUCAUUAGAUCGGGAGAAGCAGUCCGUACUGAAGCUAAUGAUCACAGCAGAGGACUCGCCUGGAAAGGCAACCGAUGCCAAACGAGGAUACACUGAAGUGAUUAUUGAUGUCCUGGAUGUGAACGAUAAUGCGCCGAUGUUCGGUCAAAAAUCCUACACGGCCGUCAUUCCGGAGAAUGUGUUGGCAGAUACUUUCGUCAUUGCCAUCACGGCCAACGAUCCGGAUGAAGGUCCCGGUGGGGAAGUUCGGUAUGAAUUCCUUAACGAAGGAGAAGCGAAUGGUCUCCUUCACAUCAAUCCCAAAACGGGCGAAAUCAAAACGAAGGUACUGCUCACCGGAAAGGGUCGAUCAGAUCCCUAUGAGAUGGUUGUCCGAGCCCAAGACAGUGGAAGUCAGCUUCCGAAGCAACGUUCGCUGUACAGUGACGUCACGUUUAUACUCUACAUAGGAGACAUCAGUGCAAACGAUGGAAUCCCCUUCUUCAUUGCACCGAAAGUGGGACAAAUAGCCAACGUGACCGAAAAUGCAACGAUUGGUGCACCAGUAUUCCAAGUGGUCGCAAGUGAUCCAGACAGUCCUGCCACACCAAGCGGAACAUUGCGCUAUCGAAUUCAGCCGGACAUUGAGGAUGCUAAAUCGUUCAGGAUUGACUCAAAAACGGGAUUGAUUUCCACUACCAAGUCACUAGAUCGAGAGACGAAGUCUAUGUACAAUAUAAUCAUUGAAGUGAGUGAUAUGGGUGAACCACCGCAAGCAUCUACUAUUGUUCUUCGCAUUAACGUACUGGAUAUUGAUGAUCAUAAGCCUAGGUUCCUGAGAGACAUUGACGCACAACCUAUUGAAAUGAUGGUUCUUGAAGAGCAGCCUGCUGGGUCAAUUGUCGGUAAUUUAUCAGCAAUAGAUGAAGAUGUUGGCGAUAAUGGUGCUAUAGACUACGAGUUUAUAGAUGGCAAUGAACUGGGAUUAUUUAAAAUCUCUCGGACAGAAACCAAUGCUGCUAUUAUAACUACAACAGCGCCGCUGGAUCGAGAAACCUUAGAACAAGUUACCCUGACUAUUAAAUGUUUCAAAUAUAAAAUCGAUCCUGUCCCAACAAUAACGAGUUACAACAAGUACGAUAAAUCAGAACAGAAAAUCAUCAUACAUGUAGCAGAUAUUGACGACCAUGCACCCAAGUUCGAGAAAGAGAACCAAACCGUUGGAAUCCGUCAUAACGUGCCAAUCGAUACUCCAAUAGCGUCAUGUAAAGCCCGUGAUGAAGAUUCAAGUGCAUCUCCGAUCUUCUACAGUCUUGAAGACAUUGUUUUCGUUCCGCAGUUCUAUCGAAGAGAUAAUCAUACUGAAAAUUACAUGACAAUAUUCAACCUUAACAAUUCCACCGGGGAAAUUCGAACUACGCGAUCAAUGUCCGACUAUGUCGAUGGCUUCUUCCAAAUGACAGUUAGAGCAAAUAAUUCCUACAAUGCGGAUCGCGUGACCGACAACCAAUUGAGAAUCUUCGUUAUACGUGACAAAUCUUUGCUGAGAUUCGUAUUCUCGAAACCCCCUUCGGACAUCAACUCCGUUCUCAGCAACUUUGCGACUGAGCUUCAAUCACGUCUCACAGAUCACAACCUGGAGCUGUCGAUUUUUGAUGCACAAGUGCUAGCCAAACCAGAUCACAGUUUAGAUUUCAGUUCAACCAGUUCGUGCUUCCAGCUGUCCCGACAUGGUUCGGCUCUAUCCCCGUUAGAAAUGAUGAAAAUCAUGGACAACCAAGAGAUGAAGGAUGCUCUGAUAGAAACUUACCUUAAGUAUUCCGUACACAAGAUUGACUCGUGUGCCGUUUCAAGGAAGCCACCCGCGGCAGCACUGAUAGCAUCAUCGGGAACUUGGCUGGUGAUUCUGGCUGGAUUGAUUGGGUUCGCUGCCUUUGCUUCCACCAUGACGGCGUGCUGCUUAGCUAGGAGAUAUAAGAAUCAAAUCCGAUCGACGUCAUCCACGCAGCGCAUUGCCGGAUCCGAUAUCUACGGAAGUGCAACUCCCGUCUUGUACACUGAACCCAUCUAUGGCGCGCUGUAGUAUAGAUGCCACAAACCUCAGAAAAAAAAUCUAUAGUCUGUACAAAACAAGUCAAACAUAAGUCAUGAAAUGCAAAACAACAAAAAACGGCAUGCAUUUGCGUUUGUAGGUACGUGCGCAUCACGUGCUUUACAAGGCCAUUAAACGGAACUGAAGACAUAUGGGUAGCGAGAUAAAACAUAAGGUAACGAUUGCAAUUAGCCGUCCAUAUGAGUUGAACGCAGAACCAUGCGUUACUGCUCGGCUGAAGAUAGCAUGUUAAGUUUUGACUAGUAAAAGUAACUGAAUACAAUCAUAGUUAGGAGACACUCUUAUUUAUUAUCGUUGUUUAAAAGUAGACGUUCGCGAACGUGACUGGGAACGGGUGGAACACUUUAGCCAACGUGAGAUUGCGAAUAUUCUGAGCUUAAGCGGUCUGAAUCAUAUAUUUGGACAUGGUGAGAAUGUGUCAGUAUGAUUGGGACGUAAAUGUUGUUUGUAAAUAAUAAAUCAAAACGAAUCAAACGAAA
This is a messenger RNA of Aedes aegypti (yellow fever mosquito), 6811 nucleotides long. RefSeq names its product cadherin-23 (gene Cad74A). Gene Ontology annotation, biological process: homophilic cell-cell adhesion. Gene Ontology annotation, cellular component: plasma membrane. Gene Ontology annotation, molecular function: calcium ion binding. Bases 807 to 6302 code for a protein of 1831 amino acids. The transcript has 7 exons. The record is from RefSeq and is a predicted model, not a curated record. Lineage: Eukaryota; Metazoa; Arthropoda; Insecta; Diptera; Culicidae.